AUGAAGUUUGUGACAGCUAUCGCGGUGCUCAGCACCCUGACCGCGCCUAUCACUGCGUUACCCCAGGCAAAGCGAACCUCCGCACUUGAUUACAAGAUCCCCGAGCACUGCUACCCAAACCCGUGCGCCGGAAUCACCUCCACCAACACCACCUACGUCUGUGGAGACUAUCGACUCGGACCCGUCACAGCACCGAAGAAAUUCCCCCUCAACAACGAGCUCAGAACCUACGAGCGAUUCGGCAAAUUGUGCCCUGCGGAAUUCCUCGAAAAGUGGGCCGGUUCCACCAACGCCUCAGAUUCAUACGAAUAUCCCCCUCAGAACGGUUUUGUUGUCAACACUGCCGGUGGUGCCAUUCUCGGUAACACCACCCUCCCCGUAGGACAGAAGCUCGACCGCUUUGGCUCCGAGUACGGCUCUUUCCUGGCUCCCCUCGGCGCGCCCUACAUCGAGCGUUCGCUUCCUCCAAGCAAUCUCAACACAUUUGAUGGCGAUUACCCGUACAACUACUAUGUCUACCAGGUGACAAAGAGCUUUGUGGUGGGAUUAGGACCUAUUGCCCCGUGGUUUGAGCAGCCGGGUAUGGGAACACAGUUCUUGUCGUACAAGAGUGUGAAGGAGUUGCUGGCUGGUGGAUAUCUGCGCAGAUUGGCGCCAGAGGAGUACGAUGACAAGUCUGAAUACUCUGAUAAUUAUACCCCGGGACCUUCUACGUCGCCUUCCGCGUCGGCAUAA
This is a messenger RNA of Penicillium verhagenii, 735 nucleotides long. RefSeq names its product TNT domain-containing protein. The record is from RefSeq and is a predicted model, not a curated record. NCBI's taxonomy places the organism in Eukaryota, Fungi, Ascomycota, Eurotiomycetes, Eurotiales, Aspergillaceae. The transcript has 2 exons. Bases 1 to 735 code for a protein of 244 amino acids.